CAAGUGUUAGAGUAUUGUAUGUUUGGGAGGACAUGGAAAACAACAGGAUGCUCUUGUGGAUGAUAGAUCGCCAGAGAGAAAAAAUAUUAGCAAUCAUACCUCGCCAUUUAGUGCCCGGAUAUCGAAACAUGAAUCUGAAAGGAAAUGUAUUCUCUGUGCAACAUUUCCAAGUUGAUGAAUACCAUUUGGACAAUCCAAUUGGAUAUCCACUUUAUCCAAUUGUGUCUACUGUCACAACUGUUGCACAAGAUCAUACAAAUAAAAGAAGGCUUGUUGAUGUGGUUGGAAGAAUAGUAUGGGGAAAUCGAAUCAGACAGCUGCGAUCAUUUGAGUUAAUUCUCCAAGAUGAGACGGGGAACGUAACAAAGUUAUUGUUGUAUAACGUACCAGCAAACCUUAUGAUUAAGGUUAUUGUUGCAACAUACAACAAAUCCAUACUCUAUGUUUCUUGCAUGAAGCUGGUCCACAACAAUUUGGGUAAUUUAUUGGUUUCUACUGUUUUAACCGACUUUGAUGUUGAACCACAAAUGUAUGAAGCUGAUAGGAUUAGAGCUAGAUAUUGAUGAGAGUAUUAGAAAAAGAUUUUCUUGAAAACUUUUUUAAUUCCCGUGUUUUCAAUUCAG
Messenger RNA from Lactuca saligna, 623 nucleotides. The record is from the annotation of a GenBank genome assembly. Lineage: Eukaryota; Viridiplantae; Streptophyta; Magnoliopsida; Asterales; Asteraceae.